CAAUCUACGUCCGUGGGAAUUUCUUCCGGUCUCUGGCACAACUCGACUUUGAUCAUUUAUGCUAACUUGAGAGGCAGGACAUGAGCAGAUGAGGAGCUACUCAUAGUUUGUUUUGAUCAGUCUGCAAUGGAGCAAAGCAAUGUGGAGCCUCUGGUCAGGACUUUCGAAUGCACGGUUUGCAGAGCGAGAUUGACUCCAAGGAAUGGUCCCCUGCCUAGUGGUGUGUACAGUGGGACAUGCGGGGUUUGCCGUGCUCCAUUUAAGUUCUGGUCAGUAGAGAACCCUGUGAAGAAAGUCAGCUUUUCUCUAAAUGGAGUCAAGUACACUGUCAUGAAUCCAGAUGCUCUCAUGAGUCUGAAUGAGUGGAUAAGAAGCCAGCCACAUUUAACAGGAACCAAAGUAAUGUGUAGAGAGGGUGGCUGUGGUUGUUGUACUGUUGUUGUGACCAAAGCUGAUCCAGUGACCAACAAACCAAUGACGAUGCCAGUAAACUCGUGUCUCUGGCCAUUAUGCAAUGCUGAUGGUGUAUCUAUUACGACCACAGAGGGGAUUGGAAACAAAGAUGAUGGUUUCCAUGCUAUCCAGGAACGCUUAGCAGAUCAUAAUGGUAGCCAGUGUGGCUACUGUUCUCCCGGUAUGGUCAUGAAUAUGUAUGGCCUGUUAAAAACGAAUGCUUUUCCAAGCAAGCAGGAGAUUGAAAAUCACUUUGAUGGGAAUAUCUGUCGAUGCACAGGCUACAGACCUAUUUUAGAUGCAAUGAAGACAUUUGCAAAGGAUGCCGACCCUCUUGACAUUGAGGAUGUUUCUAGGCAGUGUUGUACAAGUUGCCCAAGGAAGUCAGGAUUAAACACAGUGAUGGCUAUGGACAAUGAACCUACACCCUGGUAUAGUCCCACAACCCUGAAGGAUCUUUACACACUGGCCGCCAUGAACAAAGACAAGAGAAUAAGAUUUGUCGGUGGAAAUACAGGAUUGGGUAUUUACAAAGACGAUGGUCCCUAUGACAUUUACAUUUGCAUCGAUCAAAUUCCAGAAUUGAAAAUGUGCAAGGUGUCUGCUGACAGCCUUGCGGUUGGUUCGGCAGUCACACUUUCCACGCUCAUCACCACCUUAGAUGAUCACGCCACCAGUUAUCCUGCAUACAAACCGCUAGCUGAACACGCCAAAAAGGUCGCUAAUGUUCCAGUAAGAAAUGUGGCGACGGUUGGAGGUAACCUCAUGUUGACCCACGAUCAUCCGUAUUUUCUAUCCGACCUGAUGACUAUCUUUGAGACGAUUGGUGCUCGGGUUGUUAUCGGGGAUGCUGUCCAUGGCUCUUCAGAUGAGUACACUCUCAUGAGCUUCCUGAACAUGGACAUGAAAUCCAAGAUUCUGGUCGGGUUGAUGAUUCCAUUGCCUACUCCUGCGACGACGUUUGUGCGCACCUACAAAGUGAUGCCCAGAGCACAGAAUGCGCACGCUUAUGUGAAUGCCGGCUUCGCCACCACUCUGGACAAGGCAUCCUUAACUGGCUCGUCCUUCCGUCUUGUUUACGGAGGCAUCGGCCCCUACGCGAUACACGCCACAAAGACGGAAACAUACCUGGAGGGGAAACCGCUCACGCAGUUAGACACUCUGAAAGGGGCCCUAGCAAUAUUAAGCUCUGAGUUGUCUCCCGACCCCUCUCCCGCUAGUUCCAGCCCUGCUUACCGCAAGAGCCUGGGUUUGAGUCUUUUUUACAAAUUUUACCUUGCAAUGCUCGGCGAUAAAGCAUCGGCUCGUUUGCGGUCAGCGGCCGUUCCCUACACGCGGGCAAUCUCAUCCGGGACUCAGAAUUAUGACAGUCACCCUGAGCUCUAUCCGCUGACCAAACCUAUGACGAAACUCUCGGCCAAGCUCCAGGCGUCAGGUGAGGCGCAGUAUACCAAUGAUAUACCAGCCCAGAAUGGCGAGCUGUACGCCGCUUUCGUCCUCGCUUCUCAGGGUAACUGCAAAAUCGCUUCUAUUGAUGCAACAAUUGCGAAGGCAUUGCCGGGAGUCGUCGAGUUUAUGUCAGCAUCGAGCAUUCCACAGCAAGGCGUCAACAAUUUCAUGCCAACUCCUAACGACCCUGAGGAGAUAUUCUGCAGCGGAGAAGUUCUGUUUGCUGGCCAAGCCAUUGGUCUCAUCUUGGCAGACUCCCAGAGACACGCUGACAAGGCAGCCGAAGCCGUCAAGAUCGUGUACAAAGACAUCGCCACGCCUAUCCUGUCAAUCAAAGCCGCCAUCGCGGCUAAGUCAUUCUUCCCAGCCAUCGCUCCAAUGACCGUAGGAGAUGCUGAAGGAGCUAUCAAGACAGCUAGUCAUGUGAUUUCUGGGGAAAUUGCCAUGGACACACAGCACCAUUUUCACAUGGAAACGCAGGUGUGUAGGUGCGUCCCGGAGGAGGAUGGUAUCACGGUUCACUCUGCCACUCAGUGGAUUGAUCUGCUGCAGUCUGCCGUUGCUCAAGCCCUAGGAUUUUCCGUUAACAAAGUUCACGUGGAUGUCAAGCGGUGCGGUGGUGCUUAUGGAGGAAAGGCGUCCCGUUCGCUACACCCGGCCACCGCUGUUGCCCUCGCUGCUCACGUCUUUAAAAGGCCUGUGCGAAUGAUGAUGAAUUUCAACACGAACAUGAAGAUGGUCGGCAAGAGAACUCCAUACCUCGUUAAAUACAAGGUGGGAACAGAUGACUCUGGCACGCUCAAGGGAAUUGAUAUGACCAUGUAUGCUGAUUACGGCUGUUCUGUCAAUGACAGCGACAUGGGAUCAACGUACAACUUCUGUGAUAAUGCUUACUACUGCGCCAACUGGAAAAUCAACGCGAUUCCGUGCCGCACCAACACUGCUAGUAACACAUGGUGCCGGGCGCCAGGGUCUAUCCAGGCGGUUUUUAUCAUGGAGUCUAUAAUGGAACACGUUGCCAAGUCACUUGGCAAGACGCCAGAAGAUGUACGCCAAGUCAACCUCUACCAAAAAAAUCAGACUAUGCCAAGUGGCCAGGCCUUGAAGUACUGUAAUAUUCGCACUUUGUGGCAAGACUUGCAGGAGACUUCAGAAUUUCUUAAACGAAAGGCAGAGGUGGAGAGUUUCAACAAGGCAAACCGUUGGAGAAAAAGAGGACUUUCCCUUGUACCGCUGAGGUGGAGUGCCAUGUGGGGCAAUGGCAGAUAUGGUGCCUUGGUCUCAGUGUUUAAUAACGAUGGAACAGUGCAAAUCACUCACGGGGGAAUCGAGGUCGGACAGGGAAUCAAUACAAAGGUUGUGCAAGUAGCGGCCCACACCCUUGGGAUUCCUGUGGAUUACAUAUCAAUCCAGGCGACCACAAGCUUCACAACCCCAAACAAUAACCCCACCGGUGGUAGUAUUGCUUCAGAGAUGGCCUGUAAGGCCGUACUGCAGUGCUGCGAAGCCCUGAACAACCGCCUUACGCCCAUCCGACAGAAGUAUAAACCGAAAAACUGGCAAGAGCUCAUCAGCAAAAGCUACAGCGACGGUGUGGAUUUGUCAGCCAAAAGCAUGUUUUUUGACCCGGAGAUGUACCCAAUUCAAUACAGCUCGUACGGUGCCACGUGCACUGAAGCUGAACUCGACGUCCUGACGGGGGAGAGUCAAAUACUUCGAACAGACAUCCUCUACGACUGCGGCCAGAGCAUGAAUCCAGAGCUAGAUGUCGGUCAAGUAGAAGGUGCUUUCAUCAUGGGACUGGGACUUUGGCUGAUGGAGAAAGUCAAAUACAAUCCUCAAACUGGACAAGAGCUCACAUCAUCCACUUGGGAAUAUAAGCCACCAAGCUCCAAGGACAUCCCUAUCGAUUUGAGGGUCACUCUACUGAAGAAAGCCACAAACCCACUAGGGAUCCUUGGAUCGAAAGUUGUGGGUGAGCCUCCGAUGUGCAUGGCCGCCUCUUGUCUGUUCGCCGUAAAGCACGCCAUCCAAAGCGCGCGAGAAGAGAUUGGCAAAGACAGUGAAUAUUUUCCAUUGGAUGGUCCUGCUACCGUGGACGCUGUCCAACAAGCGUGUCUUGUAGAUCCUGCUCAGUUUUCUCUUUAAUAUGAACCAGGCACAGGAGAGAAGACUCAAAAAAGAGAUCGCAAAUGCAUUAUAUUAUACCCAGAGACAAAUGGAGCCUAUUUACUUAGAGGAUUUUAGACGACCAAACGACACACCAUGUAUUUACUCAAAGCAAAGUGAGUCGAUUUACUCUUACUGGACUACAUGACCAAAAUAAGUCUCAUAAAUACAAAAUUCUUUCAAACCAUACUAUAGAGUAGAGACAAAGUAGAAAUAUAAGUAAAAGCGCAACAACAACAUCACCAACCAAAGGCACAAACACACAGCAUCAAUAAUAACAGCACACCCACGAAAACCACAGCAACAAAGUAGCGACAGUAUCAACAACAGUACCCCCAACAAAACCAUAGCAACCAGGUAGCGGCAUCAAUAACAACUAUUGCAUCUACAACGACUUCGUCUUGUGUUAAGAACCAUACUAUAGAGUAGAGACAAGGUAGAAAUAUAAGUAAAAGCACAUGUAGGUAAAAAUUUUCAAAUGAAAUAAACUGAAUAUUUUAAGA
Molecule: messenger RNA, 4574 nt
Organism: Nematostella vectensis (starlet sea anemone)
Lineage: Eukaryota; Metazoa; Cnidaria; Anthozoa; Actiniaria; Edwardsiidae
Product: xanthine dehydrogenase/oxidase-like
Exons: 41
Coding region: 127-4050 (1307 amino acids)
Molecular function (GO): iron ion binding; oxidoreductase activity; iron-sulfur cluster binding
Source: RefSeq, a predicted model, not a curated record